This is a messenger RNA of Durusdinium trenchii, 2433 nucleotides long. NCBI's taxonomy places the organism in Eukaryota, Dinophyceae, Suessiales, Symbiodiniaceae. The record is from the annotation of a GenBank genome assembly.
CCUCACUCCCGCUGUUGGACAAACUUGUUGCCGGGCUCCUUUCCUGCAUCCGCGUUGAUGAAACUCUUUCAGCUCCGGAAUGAGUCAGAGUUGAUAUUUUAGGUAGAUAAGGAUAAACAUACUUGACUUGUUUGGCAGCGUUUUUCAGCUUCAAACCCCGUAGGGGCUGCACUGCACACCGAGGAGUUUGGGUGAAGGCAGUGCUGGGAUUUAAAAGAUAGGAGAUUUAAGAGCUUUUGAGUGACACGAGUGCCUUCAAAACCUCAGAAAUCUGGUUGCAGCGCCCUUUGAACGAUGUUGGACAUCCCAAGGCAGCAAAAGAGAGCCAUGUCCAACGCCCAGACCUCCAGCUCACUAUCCGCAGCGUACACGAGGCUUGUGGCGGAUCAAGCAGUCCAAGAUGAUCUAUACAAGAAGGUUCAUGAGUCGGAUGUUGUUCAUUUGUUUGUGGGCAUGUGGUAGUGGAGAGACAUCAGAGACACCCAGCGCAGCGUGUGCAUCCCAGUAUGUCAAGAGCGAGGCUUCAUGGAAGUCAAUGUCAGGAGCCAACACCUUGUACAUCCCUGUGGAUCAUCGGCCAAAUUGGUACUGGCAAGAAGUCUCCAAGAGGCGUGGCGGCUUGGAGCCUGUAUCUGGAUAUGAAGACCUAUGGCUCGACCGACUUUUUGCUGAGGCUCAGAUUCAGAUUUUGGGGUGCUCGGUGCACGGUGGACGUUACUGGGAAGUUGUUUUGGACCUGCCACGGCUGUUCCAAAUCAUCAGACGAGCUGCAAGACCGAUCUUCUUGAGACUUUUAUCGCGCUUGCUGGUGCGAACAGAUGAUGAAUUGAAUUCAAUGGACGACUUGCCUGAUGUCAUGCGACUCAGCGUUUGCGCCCCGCAGGUGUGCGACCAGGAUUUGAUGGUUGACAUCAUUGUACCCCAGUUUUAUGCGCCAAUGCUGAUGGGAGCGAAGCCAGAACGCAAGCUUCUGAACCGGAGUUUUCAGGACGUGGUACGUGUAGAGGAGUUGCUGGAUUGGUCAUCGAUCAACAUCGAUUUUGCGAUUGGAGGGACGGAUGGCUGCGGUACCUCAUCGCUGCAUCGAAACCUCGAGCAGCAUCCAGAAUUGGCCUUUUCAACUGUUGGUGAGGACUUUUUCUUUACAGCCGAACUGGCUCACAGGCUUUUGCCACUGAAGUCGCAAGUGGAAAGCUAUAAUACACAGCUUGAGGAGAUAAAGGACACCAAGUUGAAAUCUGUUGGAUUUCGCCCAAAGAUCAUGGGUAUUUGCAACCCUGCUCUCUUCUCAACUGGCUUGGCCCGGCGAAAAUUGGCCGGCAUGCCAAAUUUAAAGAUGAUUGUGAUUUUGUGCGAUCCAUUGGGCCGACUGGAGAAAAACUUCAUGGAGUAUCACUACUGCUUUGAUUCCUUGGCUGAAGCCAAACUGCGUGGACUCGCUUCCGGUGCUCGAGAUGACGAAGCCUGCUUUGCAAGUGCUGGAUCGCUUUUGUCAGAACGCUUUGGCAAGCUCAAGCGCUUUUGGCAGCGGCGGGAAGUGGCGGUGCAUAUGCCAACACUCAUGAACCUGUUUACGGGGCGUAUUAUUGUGGUCCACCAAGAGCAGCUUCGAAUCCGCCCAAACGCCGUGUUUUCCUCCCUCGCCAGUUUCCUGGGUGCAAGAUAUACCUUUCGAUCUCAGACCAGCUUUCACCGCUACAAUUCAGUGGGAGGCCACCGCACCGACUUGUGCCAUAAUGCAACACUGGUAUCAGCCCUCAAGAGACACCUAGAACCCGAGUACCAAAUGCAGGAGCUGCUAAUGAAAGACGCCCAGGAGUUGGUUCCUGAAAGCUUGUUAUUGAGAUCCACUCGGUGCGAUCGCAUUGCUACGGAAGAGGCCACGUACUGCCCAAGUCGUUCGGCCUGUGAAUAGACAACAUCCUGGAUGCUCGUGGUGUGAUGCCUGCAAUGUGAAGUAUGAACAUCGGAUUCUGAUGAUCUGAUCAUCCAGCUAUUCAGGAAUCAUUCUGGGGUCAAGACUAGCCAUUCAAAAACAUCGCUGAUUCUUUAGGAGCUAUAGACUUUGUCUUUGAAGUAUGAACUUGCUCACUGCAGUUGAGACUUAAGGAAGCCUGGCGACCUGCUCCCCGCCCACACUCAAACCCAUGGCUGAAGGAAGUUGCUGCAUAACUUCAUAACUUUGAAGUCCUGGAUGUAUGCCUCACGUGGUUGCUCCUCCCUUCCAGCGACUUGCUCACGUCCGUCCGGCGAGUCGGACGUUGGGUGGAUGGCCACCCAAAGGUGGCAUUCCAAUUGAAGCAGGCGUGGAUGGACCGGUUUUGUAGUCACUUGUAGAUGUUGCAGCCGCAGUGCUUGCAUCGACACGUGAAAGUGUGCUUACCGAAAACAACUUAUUAAGACUUCUCAAUGGCUCCUUCAAGGCUUCAGUUU